Messenger RNA from Carya illinoinensis, 7075 nucleotides. RefSeq lists its product as uncharacterized. The transcript has a single exon. The record is from RefSeq and is a predicted model, not a curated record. Lineage: Eukaryota; Viridiplantae; Streptophyta; Magnoliopsida; Fagales; Juglandaceae. The coding region runs from base 1215 to 6854 and encodes 1879 amino acids. Gene Ontology annotation, molecular function: nucleic acid binding; aspartic-type endopeptidase activity. Gene Ontology annotation, biological process: proteolysis; DNA integration.
GUGAAUCAGGGUAACCCACUCAUUUCAUUGUUUUCCUUUGAUUAAUGCAUUGUUGAGGUAUUUCAGCAUUUUGGAUUGUGUCUAUUGCAUUACAUUCGCAUUUGCUUGCUGAGUAUUUUGAACCGUUCGAGUGGGGCAUCGCUUAAGUCAGCCAAGAGUUGCCAUUGAAGGGCAUCUGGUCUGCACCAGGCCACCCUGGUCGAAUCUGGGGCAAGGUCAGGGACAAGCUGACAGUUACCACCCACCAGCCAAGCCACUCGCCCAGCCCUUGCCACCUGUCUAGCCACAACCGCUCCCUACAAAGUAGGGGAGUAACCAACCAUCCCUUAAACCGCUCAGCCAUCACCCACUCGGCCAACCCACUUAAACCACCCUUAGCCACGUGUGCCUCAUCAUCAGAAGACACCUGUGUGAGACUUGGUCAGCCCUCCAAGCAAGUGACACCUGUCCUUGACUUGGUCAGCCACUAUCAGGAGACACCUGGUGCCUGACUGGGUCAGCCCACCAGCAGAAGCCACGUGUGCCUGACUUGGUCAGCCAGCCACUUAACCACCUGAUCCCACUCACAACCGUUUUUGACGAUUCAGCUCCUGCACAUGCAUGCAUGCACGCCCAGUCACUAGAAUCUCGCCCCCCAUCAGCCAUUGAUCAACCAUACGAACUCAGCCAACACCACCCAUAGCCAUCACGGUCAAGCAAGUGGCAGCCCACAUCGGUCAUUGAGGAGCAAGAAGGGGCGCGGCAGCUUGGUGUCUAGGAUCUCGACCGAGGACCCUAUCACCAAUUUGGUGCUUUCAUUGAGAGCAGCCACGUGCUUGAAGGUUCAAGAGAGGUUCUCACUUCUCUAUCGAGGUAGGCAACCCAUCACUUGUCUUUGUGAGUUUGGUUGGGGGAUCCACGGAGGAUCCCGACGUUGCUGCAAUUUUUAUUCCUGUUGUUAUUGUUGCAUUGUGAAGUUUGGGGGUUGUGGUAGAGGAAGGAGUAGAUAGGUUUGGAGCGGUUGCCACACUAGAACGUGAGCAACCCAAGGUUGGACUCAUUUUGUGGUUGGGGUCGGUCACCCUCGAAGGUGAAGGACCCACGGUUGGAACCACGAGCCUCCACCAUCAGCCCGUUUUUCACCCCUUUUUACCAACAGUUUGCAAGCCUAAACCAUCUGUGAGGGUCAGUUUGCAAGCCACUCAGCCGUGAUAUAGUAGCAAGAGUGAAUCAACAUGCAAGAGAGGCAGUCUGUAGAGGAGCCCACGGGCAUUUCCAAUAGAGCCCGGCUAGAAGUUCUAGAGGAUCACACCAACAAGAUUACUUCAAUUCUUGAUGGUGUCACCAACAACUUAGCCGAGCUACGUGUGGCCAUGGAGACCUCUAACAAGGAUAACCAGAGGGCCAUGGAGAACAUAAGAAGAGAGACGAACACCACAUUGGAGCGGCUAGAGAGGAGACUAGCCGAGAACCGUCCUGGGACACCACCUCAUGGGGGCGAUGCCUAUGCUGAGGGACUGGAAGCCAGUGUAACCGAGUCCAUGCAUGCGUCGCCAAGGCAAGGUUGGAGGCAUGGUGGCCGUGUAGAGAACCGCCAAGGUUACCAUGAGAGGUGGAUUCCGAAUGCUGCUUUUGAGAGGGAGGACCCAUUGGCUGGCUAUCGGGCUAGGAGCCCUAGUGUUCACCAUGAGCACCAGGAAUUUGAGCACGAGCAAGGCUAUGAGGAGCCUUACCAACAUGAACAACCCGGGCCAUGGAGAAGACAACAUGGUCGUGGCUACCAUGGGCCACAAUUUGAGAGGGACGACUAUGAAGAUAGAAGAGGAAACCGAUAUCAGGAUUGGGGACCCAGGCGCCCUAAGGUCGACUUCCCAAAGUAUAGCGGUGGUGACCCCUAUGAGUGGUUGGACAAGGUCCAUCACUACUUUCUGACGUAUGACAUCCCACGCCAUGAGAGGGUGUCCAUAGCCUGCUUUUACCUUGAAGGCAAGGCUGGAAAAUGGUGGCGUUGGAUAAGGGACCAGUACGACAAGGAUCAUAUGAGGCUGGGCUGGACAGCCUUUGAGAAGGAGCUCCUCAGUCAAUUCGGGCCAUCACCAGUUGUCAAUCACCAUGGGCAGCUGGCCAAGCUAAGGCAAGAGGGCAAGGUCCAGCACUAUAUAGAGGAGUUCAGACAGCUACAGAUCAUGGUUAGGGGCUGGUCGGAGGAAGCCUUGAUAGGCACAUUCAUUGAUGGUUUGAGACCUUGGCUUGCCAAGGAGAUCAAACUUAGACAACCCACAAGGCUACCCGAGGUGAUGAAGAUGGCUGAAAUUCUUGAGGAGAGCCAUUCUAGUGAGCGGCGCCCAACCAAAGACAUGGGGAGCAAGUCUUUCAAGACUGUGCAAACCAAGGUCUCUUGGAAGGGAAGGGACACAUCAGCCACCACCUCCAAACCGAGACCGGAGAUCAAGAAGCUAUCCAGUGAAGAGGUGCAAGAGCGCAUCAAGAAGGGGCUGUGUUUUAAGUGCGGAGACAAAUGGAGCCCCGGUCACAAGUGCAAGGCAGCUCAGGCCUUGUUUAUGUUUGAGGACGAGUCAAGUGAUGAUGAGUCUGAAAGCAGCCAAGAGGAACCCAGCCAAGAGGAGGAAACCGAGGAAACCGAAUCUGGUGGCACACCAGAGGAGGCUGAGCUAUCAUUGAAUGCCAUGGCUGGCAUUUCUAAACCCACGUCCAUGAGGUUGAUGGCAUGGGUGGGCAAGCAUGAAGUGACUUUGCUAGUGGAUAGCGGCUCCACACACAACUUCAUUAAUUCCAGCAUUGUGGGCAAGGUUGGACUUAAGCCGAGCCCUAUUCCCCCAUUUGAAGUGAAGGUGGCAAGUGGAGAAAAGCUGCAAUGUGAGGCCCUCAUCCGUGAAGUGAAGAUGAAUGUUCAGGGGGUCCGUAUUAUGGCAGACUUGCAUGUGCUGCCCUUGGUCGGCCUUGACUUAGUCUUGGGGAAUGCUUGGCUGAAGAGCCUUGGCAGGGUUGUCCAUGACUAUCACAACAUGACCAUGGAGUUUAAACUUGGCUCCAAGAAGCGACUGUGGACAGCCAUUGCCAGUAAGGAGAUCAAGUCAUGCGAGGCCAUUAUGUUUGAGAAACUUUGCAAAGGCGGGGCACAUUGCUUCGCCAUCGUGGUGGCCAAAGAGGAUGUAAUGAGACAAGUCGAGAACAAGGGUCAGGAGGGCACCCAUGAUGAUUUAGAGCUACUGCCCGAGGAAGUCAAGCCUGUCUUAGCAGCCCACAAGGGGGUUCUCGAGGUGCCCACUGCACUUCCACCUCCUAGAGAGUUUGAUCACAGAAUUCGACUAGUGGAUGAAACCAAGCCGAUCAACGUGCCACCCUAUAGAUAUGCCCACUUUCAGAAGGGAGAGAUUGAACGGCAGGUGGAUGAGAUGCUGAAGAGUGGCCUAAUCCGCCCUAGUACCAGUCCCUUUUCUUCACCAGUGCUGUUGGUAAGGAAGAAGGAUGGCACAUGGAGGUUCUGUACGGACUAUAGGGCCUUGAAUGAAGCCACGGUCAAGGACAGAUUUCCCAUCCCCACUGUCGAUGAGAUGUUAGAUGAGCUGCAUGGGGCUACGGUGUUCUCAAAGUUAGAUCUAAGGGCCGGCUACCAUCAGAUUCGAAUGAAUGAGGAAGACAUCCAUAAGACAGCCUUUAGGACUCACUCAGGCCAUUAUGAAUACCUAGUGAUGCCUUUCGGUUUGUGCAAUGCUCCAUCAACGUUUCAGGCUGCAAUGAAUAGCAUCUUCAAGCCACUACUUCGGAAGUUUGUGCUUGUCUUCUUCGAUGACAUUUUGGUCUAUUCUAGGACCAUCGAAGAGCAUAAGCAACACUUGGAGAAGGUGCUAACAAUUCUGGAGGAGCAUCAUUUCUUUAUCAAAGCCACCAAGUGUGCCUUCAUGGAGAAGGAGUUGGAGUACUUAGGCCACUUUAUCUCAGGAGAUGGUGUCAAAGUUGAUCACAGAAAGAUAGAGGCCAUGGUGGAUUGGCCUCUACCCAAGGACAUCUCAGCCUUGAGAGGAUUUCUGGGGCUCACGGGUUAUUACAGGAGGUUUGUCAAAGGCUAUGGGCUAAUAGCCAAGCCACUCACAGCAAUGCUCAAGAAGGACAGUUUCGAGUGGACAACCGAGGCUAGGGAAGCCUUUGAAGAACUGAAGCGAGCCAUGACCAAGACACCUGUGUUGGCACUCCCCAAUUUUGAGAGAUCGUUUGAAGUUUAUACAGAUGCAAGCGGUGAAGGCAUCGGGGCUGUGUUGGUCCAAGACCGAAGGCCUUUGGCCUUCAUUUCCAAGGCACUCGGGCCUAUGAAGAAAGCAUGGAGUACCUAUGCCCGAGAGCUAUUGGCAGUGGUGCAUGCUGUCAAGGUGUGGCGCCCAUACCUCUUGGGGCGCAAGUUUACCAUCAUCACAGACCAGCAGGCCUUAAGGCAUCUAUUGCAACAGAAAAUUGUCACCCCGGAACAACAGAAGUUCCUUGUCAAGUUGCUAGGCUUUGAGUAUGACAUAGUCUAUCAACCGGGCAAGGAAAAUAAGGUGGCUGAUGCCUUAAGCCGCAGGGAGGGCAGCCAACUACUUAAGGUAGUGGGAGAUGAUGAGGAGUCAUCAAACUUGGCACUAAGCGGGGCAGAAUGGCGAGUAUGGGACAAGAUCAGAGAGGCUACCAGAUUGGAUGCAAGGGCACUUGAGAUCAUUGAGCUCUUGGAUGCCCAAGGGCAAGGGGUUGUAAACUACAAAGUGAGAGAUGGUCUGAUCUUCUACAAGAACUAUGUUUAUGUGCCGAACGUUCCCAAUCUCAGGGAUGAGAUUCUAAAUCAUUUCCAUAACAGCAAGGAAGGUGGUCAUUCUGGAUGGUUGAGAACAUACAUCCGAUUGAAGCAUUUCUUCCAUUGGGAGGGAAUCAAGGGUGAUGUCAAGAGACUUGUGGCCAGCUGUGACAUCUGUCAGAAGGCCAAGUAUGACACUAGGCCAGAAGCGGGACUUCUCCAACCAUUGCCAAUUCCAAACAGAAUUUGGGAGGACUUGGCCAUGGAUUUCAUAGAGGGACUACCCAUUAGUGCAGGGCAUGAAGUGAUUCUGGUGGUAGUAGACCGACUAAGCAAGUAUGCCCACUUUAUCCCUCUAUAUCACCCUUAUACAGCCAAGUCAGUGGCUAAAGCCUUUGUCAACAACAUUACUAAGCUGCAUGGGUUUCCAAGGACCAUAGUAUCAGAUCGGGACAGGGUCUUUAUGAGUUCAUUUUGGAGGCAACUAUUUGAAUUGCAAGGCAGCAAGCUUAAGACGAGUUCCUCCUAUCACCCACAAACGGAUGGCCAAUCUGAGGUUGUCAAUAGGACUUUGGAACAAUAUUUGAGGUGCUUCUGUCAUGAAGAGCAAAGGAGAUGGGCAGAUUACCUUCCAUGGGCAGAGUUUUGGUAUAACACCUCUUAUCACUCUUCUAUUGAGAAAAGCCCUUUUGAAGUCGUAUAUGGCAGACCACCACCACUCUUGGUCAGCUAUGAAAAGGGCUCAGCCAGUAAUAAUGAAGUAGAGCAAGAGCUGAUUGAUAGGGACGAGGUACUGGCUAAAGUUAAAAGAGAGCUCAAGAAGGCCCAAACUCGAAUGAAGAAGUACCAUGAUCAGGGACGACGUGCUGUGUCCUUCAAAGUAGGCGACUAUGUCUACUUGAAGCUUAGGCAAUUCGGGCAGAAGACCAUGAGGAAAACUGCAAGUGCAAAGCUGAACCAGAAGUUCUAUGGGCCUUAUAGAGUGUUGGAGAAACUGGGCAGUGUUGCAUACAAGCUUCAGCUUCCUCCAACUUCACAAUUGCACCCGGUCUUCCAUGUUUCCUUACUCAAAAAGAAGGUUGGAGAUCCGAGUCUCAUUGGGGAGGAGUUACCCACAGUGGAUCAAGAGGGAAGGAUCCUUAUGAAGCCAAAGGAAGUGCUCGGAUAUAGGCUACAUCGAAGGGGCCGAGGGAGACCAAGGGUAUGGCAAGCAUUGAUCCUGUGGGAAGGAUUAUCAAGGGACGAGGCAACAUGGGAGGACUAUGAUGGGCUGGAAAAGAAGUAUCCCCAAUUGAUCCUUGAGGGCAAGGAUAUGCUAAAAGGGAGGGGGAAUGUCAAAACCCCAAGGCAGGAGGCCACGGGCCAUGCCUUGACCAGCACCAGCCCAUGCCAGGACAGCACGCCAGCAGCACUGUUGGCGUCGCUUGAUUGCCCACAGACCGUGCCCUUGGUGAAUGCUAGACCACGGUCACCCUCCAUCAGGCAGCGAACAGUCGGCGCGCGCACGCAAGCGAGGUUGUCACACCACACUCAGCGCACGGCUAGACUGCACGCACGCCUAGCGCGCGUGCGCAGCGGGCACGCAUGGGCUAUGCGCGCACACCGCGUGCAUGCAUGGGCUGUGCGUAGGCACAAGGCCCAUGCAUGGCCUAGGCACCCGCGCAGCGCACGCUUGCACAUCCAUCUUGGAAUUGACGGUGCGGCUACCCAGCAGGCCCACGCAUGCUGGCAUGCCGCUCAACGCCCUGGUCUUGACCAGGGCCAUGCUGAUCAACGCCCUGGCCUUGGCCAGGGCCUUGCUGCUCAACGCCUUGGUCUUGACCAGGGCCAUGCUGAUCAACACCCUGGCUUUGGCCAGGGUCUUGCUGACCAACGCCCAGGCACCACAGCCUGGGCCAUGCAGACCAACGCCCAGGCCCCACUGGCCUGGGCCAUGCAGCAGCCUGCCAUGCUUAAGCCAACCACGGUCCAACCCAGCGACUCAUCAAUGGUGCCCAGCCCACACAACCUGGGCCACACAUGCAAGGACCAUGGACCAGCCAAGGCUAGCCCGGCAGGCCAAUCUGAAGACCCACGCAUGCAAGCAUGAAGCCUAUGCUGUGAGUCAUCCUGGCCACCCAGGGGCCACUGACAGCAUGAGGCCUUAACCAGGAGGCGUGGGCCCGAAACCAUUUUCCCUUUGUAAUCGUUUUAAUUGCUUUCUAGUAUAAGUGAGGCAAUAGGCUAUCACUUAGUUUUUAUCUUUGAACAUUUGGACGAAUUUGGCUUGUAAGCCCCCAUAGACACAUUGGUGCUUUGUCACUUAGGCUC